AUGCACCUCAUGUUCCUUACCACUGCCAACAUUUACUUCUGCUCACUCUUGCAAGCCCAUGUCUGGCACUGGUGUGUGGAUAUCAUCUGCAAAAACCUAAAAAUCAUGGCCACAACUGGCACAAGCAUGGUGGACCCAUCCAGUCACUUACACUAUGCAUUCACCCCCCUUGUCGCACAUACUGCUGACCUCCCUGAACAGCAAAUGAUUGUGUGCAUCAGUGAGAAUGCAUCACCCAUUACUUUGGCCAUCCAGUCACAGUUUGGGGAUGGCAUAUUGUACCCUUCUCACCAUGGGAGUGUCAUAAUUGAACAGAUGACUGGGUGGGAGCAUCAGGAUAUUCAGCACAUGAUUGUUACCACAAUCACAGGCAUUGCUGACGUGCAUUUUAUUUGUGCAAUUCAUGUGCUUAUCGAUUUCAUCUAUCAAGCUCAAUCUCCAACCUUCAUUCCAUCAUCAAUCACUGCUAUGACUUCCUUGCUUGCAGAAUUUCACUGCUUCAAAGGAGCAAUCAUUGACACUGAAGCUCACAGGGGGACCUCCAGUCCUAUCAAGCACUUCAAAAUUCCCAAACUGGAGCUCCUCACUUCAUUCAUUCACACCAUCCCUAAUCUUGGUGCUCCAAUCCAAUUCACAUCUGAGACCAGUGAACACAUGCUGAUCACGCAUUGUAAGAGUCCUUUCAUGUGCACCAGUCACCAGCAUGCAAGCUUCACACAGCAAAUUGUCCACCUUUUGGAUUGGGAAGAUACAGCAUGCCAGUUUGACCUCUACACUCUCCUCUGUUUGAAAACAUUAUCCCUCAAUAACCUCAUUGGCAACAAAUUUGAGGAAGUUGUUGAUAUUGACCUGGUGUUUGGUUGGGUCAUGCAUGUCACUCCCAAGGAUGUCUCUCAUUUUCAUGGCCCCCAUCCUGUUUGCAAUCACUUCCUCAAGGGUCUGCUUUCCAAAGAUAGUACUGUGCUUCGCUCUUUUAUUGAGUGCAUCAAUGGGUCUGAGUCCCAGUUUCAGAACCAUCUCCUCAAGGUCUGGUACAAAUUCUGUCUGCAGUUACAUUCAGACCUGUACCCACAUCUUGUCAUGCCAAGUCAGCAAAUACAAGCAUAUCCACUGUCUGAAGCUUAUCCCCUCAGAAACUGUGAUAUCAUGCUCCUGCAGAUACAGAAUGAUGAACAAGUUGUGGUUGUGCAGGUUCAAAUGGUAUUCACCUUGUCAAUGAGGGGCUCCACACUGCCUCCCAAACUCGCUGAACCACUUCUUUAUGUGCAACUGUCAUAUCCUGAUGAUCCUGCAGUCAUGAUGUACCGUGUCAGGCGAUGGUUUGAGACUAGUCCUGAUGGAACACUAGCAAGGCUUGGAAUGAUUGUGCCUCUCAUUGAUGUUACUCAUGCUGUCAAGUUGAUUCCUGAAUAUGGUGAAAGGGUUAAUUGUGAUGUUACUUCUGCAACAUCCUUGGAGCUUUAUGAUACCUUCUACCUCAACAGUUUUUCAGACAAGGAGUGGUAUCAUUCAUUACAUGCAGAUUUUUGGUAG
Molecule: messenger RNA, 1533 nt
Organism: Suillus subaureus
Lineage: Eukaryota; Fungi; Basidiomycota; Agaricomycetes; Boletales; Suillaceae
Exons: 6
Coding region: 1-1533 (510 amino acids)
Source: RefSeq, a predicted model, not a curated record